AUGUCUCUCUGCCCAGGCCGGGGCCGGGGGGGCUUCAGCGCCCUCUCCGCCUGCUCUGUGCGCCCAGGGGCGGGGGGCCCAGGCCCCUGCUCCCGCUCCUUCAGCAGCAGGAGCCUCAGUUCUUUCGGGGGGCGCCGGGGAGCCUCUCAGGGGGGGACCUGGGGGGCGGCGGGAAGGCUCGGAGCGCAGUUCGGGCAAGGCCGCGGGUGCCCUCCUGGGGGGAUCCAGGAAGUGAGUGUCAACCAGAAUCUGCUGACCCCACUGAAGAUCGAGAUCGACCCCCAGUUCCAAGCGGUGCGGACGCAGGAGACCCAAGCCAUCAGGAGCCUCAACAACCAGUUUGCGUCCUUCAUUGAUAAGGUGCGCUUCCUGGAGCAGCAGAACCAGGUCCUGGACACCAAGUGGAGCCUGCUGCAGCAGCAGGGUGGCCGCGCUGGCCCCCAGGGCCUCGAGUCCUUCUUUGAGGCCCACGUGGCCCAGCUCCAGCAGUGGCUGGAGCAGCUGCAGAGAGACCGCGGGGCACUGGAGGCUGAGCUGCAGGCCUGCCGCGACCAGGAGGAGGAGUACAAAGCCAAGUUCGAGCAGGAAGCCCAGAGGCGCGCCACGGUGGAGAAUGACUUUGUGGUCCUUAAAAAGGAUGUGGACGGGGUGUUCCUGAGCAAGAUGGAGCUGGAGGAUAGGCACGAGUCUCUCCGGGUGUACAUCGACUUUCUGAGGCAUCUGUAUGAGGAAGAGCAGGUCCAGCUCCAGACCCAGGCCAGCGACAUGUCUGUGGUCCUGUCCAUGGACAACAACCGCCGCCUGGACUUCAAGGAUGUCAUCGCUGAGGUGCGCGCCCGCUACGAGGAGAUUGCGCGGGCCAGCAAAGCCGAGGCCGAGGCGGCAUACCAGAGCAAGUACCAGGAGCUGCAGACGUCUGUGCAGCUUCACGGGGACAGCAUGCAGGCCACCAAAGCCCAGAUCUCCCAACUGCAGCAUGCGAUCAAGAAGCUGCAGAGUCAGAUUGAGACUCUCAAGACGCAGAAUGCCAGCCUGCAGGACGCCGUGGCCGACGCAGAGCAGCGUGGGGACGUGGCCGUGAAGGACGCACAGGCCAAGCUGGCCGAGCUGGAGGCUGCCCUGAGAGGCACCAAGCAGGAGCUGGCCCGGAUGCUGCGUGAGUACCAGGAGCUGAUGAGCGUGAAGCUGGCGCUGGACGUCGAGAUUGCCACCUACCGUCGGCUGCUGGAGGGCGAGGAGAGCCGGAUGUCCGGGGAGUGUAGCAACCAGGUCACCAUCUCUGUCGGGGGAGGCGGUGCCUCUGUGUCUGGGGGAUUUGGCGCUGGCCUGGGGGGCACCUGCGGCCUCGGGGGCACGAAAGGCGACUUCGGCUCCAGCUGCACCAGCAUCGUGAAGGGGGGCUCUGGGGCCUCGCUCGGCACAGGGUGGGACUCCGUGCUGGGCUCUUGCUCUGUGUCCGGCUCCGGCUUCAGCUCGAGCUCCAGUUCCGGCGGCCACACCAUUGUAAAGAAGACAGUCGAGUCAAGUCUGAAGACGUCCAUCAUCUACUGAGUGACCCCACAGC
This is a messenger RNA of Sorex fumeus (smoky shrew), 1564 nucleotides long. RefSeq names its product keratin 78 (gene KRT78). Gene Ontology annotation, molecular function: structural constituent of skin epidermis. Gene Ontology annotation, biological process: intermediate filament organization; keratinization. The transcript is spliced from 9 exons. Lineage: Eukaryota; Metazoa; Chordata; Mammalia; Eulipotyphla; Soricidae. The record is from RefSeq and is a predicted model, not a curated record. Gene Ontology annotation, cellular component: keratin filament. Bases 1 to 1551 code for a protein of 516 amino acids.